AUGGCACAAAUCACAUUUGGGCCGGCGACCCAACAGACCAUCACCACAGUCACCACUACGACCACCGUCUCCCUACCACCACUGAUCAUCAGACCACCCCGAAACCUACUAGAAAGAGACCCAAAGCAGUAUCCCCUAGCGUUCUCGCCGACGCCUCACCACAUCAAGCGUUUCUGCUUCGACGUAAACAACCAUCCCACCGCCUUUCACGAGGCUGAGGAUCCGGAGGAGACUGAUCGCCAAUAUCGUCAUCUGCUUGCAAAGAUCCACAAUCAAAAUGGUGCAAUAAGGCAAGAGGAUAGGGACGAAGGCGGCGCCUCUUCCAUGAAACGCGUACAUCAGCAGGCACACGAUGGCGCAAGGAGCUCGGCUCAAAAGCGCAUGGCUUCGCCGCCAUCACUUGCGGAGGCGGUGGAGAUUGCGAGUCUGCAGAGGAGAUCGAAAAAGCCACGCUCCCGUCUUCACAGAACUUUCUUAGAGGCUCCUGAAAAAACGGUCGCAGGCGAUCGAUUCUCGGGUGGAGGAGCACAGUCGAGCGAAACCACACCGUUGACUCCGGAUACUAACAGCGCGGGUAUGAGGCCACCCUUCUACAGCCAUAGUAAGAGUGCGAAACGGCGCUUCGAAUCCAUCUAUGCACCAGGCGCGACCGAAGAUGCUAUCGGAGCCACACCUACACCCCCAGUCAUGGAUGCAGACCUUGAAGCUGAAAUGGCCGAGAUGGAGCAGUUCCGACAUCCCAAUCGCCCGACAUUUCCCAGCCUACUGCCGAGUUCGCAGCAGGACGCUAGCUUACCCAGCCCGAGUUUAUCACCCAUCACUGCGGCUGCUAAUUUAGCUUCGCGGCAGAAUGCUUUUGAUGCCUCAUUUGCUAGUCACAUCGAGGGCUCUACCGGCGGGGGAUCGAUCAUUGAUGCGGAUAACACAGCUCGCGGUGGGAGCACCGACCCUCUAGACGCCGACCUAUUCUCACGAUCUACGAGACAGCCAUCGUCAACCCAAUCCGGAUCUGCUCCUCGGCAUGAAAGAGGUACAUCGCGUGAUGGCCCAACGAUCAUGGACAUUCCGACAAUAGUGGACGCGUUUGACAGCAUGCCAGAGGCCAUGCAGACAUAUCUGAUGUACCAGUUCCUGAGACGCUGUGCAAAGCCGACGCUGCUCAUGGUAGCAAGUGUCGUCAACCCAGCCCUCAAAUGCGAUCCUUUCAACAUACUCCCACCAGAGCUCAGUCUCAACAUCGCGCGUUUCCUGGAUGCGCAAAGCAUGUGCCGCGCUGCGCAGGUGUCAAAGCGAUGGCGAAGGUUGAUCAUCACUAACGAGAAAGCCUGGAAAGACCUUCUUGAGAGAGAUGAAUUCACGCUGCCGGUAGAUGAAAUUAGCAGGGCGGUGCGUGAAGGCUGGGGUUGGCAGCAUCCCGGUAUCAAGGGGUAUGAGGAGGACCUCAGCGCCGAGAUUCCACUCUUGUCACCGGAUGCUAGGGAUGAUUCAACUAUCAGCGACGACGAGCUCACGGCCUCAUCCUCGACAAACUCACGCAGUAUGAAAAAGAGGGCGAAAAUAUCAGGGUCAAAGAAAGCCAAGCGACGGACCGGCCAAGCAUCCUCAGCUCUUGUGAAGCCGGCCGCAACUCUGCAGGCGAAGACGAAGCUCUCAAAUCUGCUGGACAGCGCAAAGGGCGCUAGUGCCUUUGCGCAUGCCGCCACCGUCGCGAUCCCGCACCCCUCAAUUGGUUUGGACAGCCUGCGUAACAUGCAUCUGUUCAAAUCUUUAUAUCAGCGUCACUACUUGAUCCGCAAAGCCUGGAUGUCGGAAAAAAGCAAGCCAAAGCAUCUGGCGUUUCGGGCGCACCACCGCCACGUCGUGACCUGUCUCCUCUUCGACAGCGACAAGAUCUUGACCGGAAGUGAUGACACCAAGAUAAACGUGUAUGAUACGGAGACCGGCGCUCUUCGCCGACGCCUCGAUGGUCACGAAGGCGGCGUCUGGGCGCUUCAAUAUGAGGGCAAUAUGCUGGUAUCCGGAUCGACCGAUCGCACUGUGCGGGUAUGGGACAUUGAAGCUGGUCGAUGCCUGCAGGUUUUCCAAGGCCACACCUCUACCGUCCGUUGCCUGGUCAUACUGAAACCCGCUCAAAUUGGCACAGCAGCUGAUGGCACUCCGAUCAUGAUGCCCAAGGAACCGCUCAUCAUCACCGGCUCUCGCGAUUCCACCCUCCGCGUGUGGAGACUGCCGGGUCCUCACGAUGCCAACGUUACACAGAAUGCUUCUCCGAUCACUGAGGGUGAGAACCCGUAUUUCCUGCGAACUCUUGCCGGACACCAUAAUUCGGUUCGGGCCAUCGCUGCUCAUGGUGACACGCUCGCAUCAGGAUCAUACGACUGUACAGUGCGGGUAUGGAAGAUAUCUACUGGUGAUCUGGUGCACCGCCUUGCUGGUCAUACCUCCAAGGUCUACAGUGUCGUCUUAGAUCAUGCCCGCAAUCGCUGCAUCUCAGGCUCGAUGGACAAUUUCGUCAAGAUCUGGGACCUCAACAAUGGAACCUCGCUCUACACCCUCGACGGGCACACAUCGCUUGUGGGCCUCCUCGAUCUCAGCCACGACCGGCUGGUCUCUGCGGCAGCGGAUAGUACUCUUCGUCUAUGGGACCCCGAGACUGGAGCGCCCCGGGCCACACUGUCGGCGCACACUGGCGCCAUAACCUGUUUCCAGCAUGAUGGGCAAAAGGUGAUCUCUGGCUCGGACCGCACGCUCAAGAUGUGGAACGUCAAGAAUGGCGAGUUCGUCCGGGAUCUCCUCACCGAUCUCAGCGGUGUAUGGCAGGUCCGCUUCGACGAACGUCGUUGUGUGGCUGCUGUGCAGCGCAACAAUCUCACUUAUAUCGAGGUCCUUGACUUUGGUGCUUCUCGCGACGGCAUGCCUGAAAGCGACCUCGGCCGCCGUAUUGUCGUCGAUCACCGUGGCAAUGAAAUUGAAGACCUCGAGAUGCCCGUUGACAUCGACAUGGUCGCACCAGCUGCAUGA
This is a messenger RNA of Dissoconium aciculare CBS 342.82, 3021 nucleotides long. Its product is annotated as WD40 repeat-like protein. NCBI's taxonomy places the organism in Eukaryota, Fungi, Ascomycota, Dothideomycetes, Mycosphaerellales, Dissoconiaceae. Gene Ontology annotation, molecular function: protein binding. The record is from RefSeq and is a predicted model, not a curated record. The transcript has 3 exons. The coding region runs from base 1 to 3021 and encodes 1006 amino acids.